Messenger RNA from Canis lupus familiaris (dog), 416 nucleotides. Its product is annotated as 60S ribosomal protein L36a-like. NCBI's taxonomy places the organism in Eukaryota, Metazoa, Chordata, Mammalia, Carnivora, Canidae. The record is from RefSeq and is a predicted model, not a curated record. Gene Ontology annotation, biological process: translation. Gene Ontology annotation, molecular function: structural constituent of ribosome. The transcript has a single exon. Bases 22 to 342 code for a protein of 106 amino acids. Gene Ontology annotation, cellular component: ribosome; cytosolic large ribosomal subunit.
GCGGAUAGCGCUCUCGCAAAGAUGGUGAAUGUUUCUAAAACCCGCCGGACUUUAUGCAAGAAGUGUGGCAAGCACCAACCCCACAAAGUGACACAGUACAAGAAAGGCAAAGAUUCUCUUUACGCCCAGGGAAAGCGGCGUUAUGACCGGAAGCAGAGUGGCUAUGGUGGGCAGACUAAGCUGAUCUUCUGGAAAAAGGCUAAAACUACAAAGAAGAUUGUGCUGAGGUUUGAAUGUGUUGAGCCCAACUGCAGAUCUCAGAGAAUGCUGGCUAUUAAGAGAUGCAAGCAUUUUGAACUGGGAGGAGAUAAGAAGAGAAAGGGCCAAGUGAUCCAGUUCUAAAUUUCAUAUUUUGUUAUGAAGACAAUAAAAUCUUGACGUUAUGUUCACUUCAAAAAAAAAAAAAAAAAGAAAGA